Molecule: messenger RNA, 856 nt
Organism: Aspergillus neoniger CBS 115656
Lineage: Eukaryota; Fungi; Ascomycota; Eurotiomycetes; Eurotiales; Aspergillaceae
Exons: 1
Coding region: 255-446 (63 amino acids)
Source: RefSeq, a predicted model, not a curated record
UUUCAAGAUCCUGCACCGGGGUUAAAGAGGGAAAAGAAAAGUAUCGGGGGUCCUGCUUUUAACAGUCCAGCGAAUUAAGCCCGAAUACCCCCCGCAAUAGCUCAAAGUUUGAUAGUAGUUAAUAGCGUGCGAAGGCCGCUAGACUGCUGGGGUGCCCUGAAUGGAGAUUCAUAGCAUACGUAGUAGACAAUUUCAGCUCGGUGUUGCCCGGCACAGUGUGGCUACAUGACCCGGACUCCUUCCAAAUUGCAGUAAUGAUCUAUGGCACUAAGCUGUCGGUCUCCACUGGUGUCGUGGGCAGACGGCAGAGUGGAUGCGCUUGUAGGGGAGACAUUAGUCAAUCAAGACGGCGGCCUGUAGAGCGAGACCCAGAAUGGCACCCAACGCCCUGUCACUGGAGUCUCUCUCCGAUGGUCGAUCCAUGGGACGCCACAAUGGUGUCUUGAGAACUUCCCUCCUGGAGUAUAGUGCUUUUUUCGACUUGGCUGGUACGGACUUGGCAAUAUCCCUCGUACGGUACCGUUGAUUCGGCUAGAUUGGCUCCACUAAGAAGAGGAGGGAAGUUCAAGAACACAAAAUGCCCGGUUCAACCUUCUGGCUCGUGUAUUCCCAGCUCAUCUUGUACCCCUUAAGUGACCCCAAGCAAAGUCCCCGGGAUGCUGCAAAAUAAGACCAGGAUCAAUAGCCACAUGGAGAAGCCGGGUGGCUUUCUCAAUCUGGCUUAGAUGAUGUUGAAGAAUGUUCUUCCACGGGUUUCAAAUUGAUGAGACUCGGCCACGACCGUGCUGGUGUGGAUAGUGUCGGUGGAGGCACACAAUCCUAAAGCGGCAUAGGAGUCUUCUGGCACUAGGUAGAC